Molecule: messenger RNA, 880 nt
Organism: Episyrphus balteatus (marmalade hoverfly)
Lineage: Eukaryota; Metazoa; Arthropoda; Insecta; Diptera; Syrphidae
Gene: retinin
Product: retinin
Exons: 2
Coding region: 127-798 (223 amino acids)
Source: RefSeq, a predicted model, not a curated record
GAAUCUUGCAUUGGAUUAAUCAUAUACACAGGUUGAAUUUUAUAUUCUUUACUUUAUUGCAAUCUGUCACGAGUUUCAAAUAAGCUCUAAAGGAAUUUUAAGACUUUUUUUUUAAACCACUGGAAAAUGUUCAAAUUGCUCAUCGUCUCAUCUGUGCUGAUGGUAGUUGCUGCAAGUCCCUCAUUUCAGCUGCUAUCAUCUCUACCACCGGAGGAAACCAUUUCAUUAACUUCAUUGCUUCAGCCUGAACCGCCAUCCGCUGGAAUAACUUCUGCUUCUUCAUCAUCUGAGGAAUCACCAGAGCCUCCAGCGUCAACUAGGGAAACUCCAGUUCCAACACAAUCACCUCCGACGCCAAGUGAGACAUCAACAACCACGACCGCUGCUCCAGAGCCACCAGCGCUCGAGUCCUUAUCAGCAGACGAACUCGAUCUGCUUUCGGCUGCUGCAUUGGGAAGUUCUUCCCUCGGGCCAGCAUCAAUUCAACAUCAAAUAUUGCCACCUGAGACAAUCUCGCUGCCAAUUAGAAUUACCACAAGCCCAGGUCUGAGAACGGUCCUAGCACCAGAGACCAUACGCAUCCAUCAGCCCACUGUAACUAAAGUCGGUGAGUUGGUACAAAAAAUUCCCACAGCUGUGUCACAUCAAAGCCAAACUGUUGUCCAUAAACAUGCCGAGAUUAUUACGCCAAUUGUUGCUCCAGCUAUUCGGACAAUCACAUCACAAGUGGUGCGGGCCUAUCACACUCCGUUGGUAUAUGCUGCACAUGCACCGGUUAUUAAACUCAUUCAGCAUUGAUUUUGAUAACGAUGAAUUGCCAAAGGCUUAAAAAUACUAAAAUAUCCUUUUUCAAAGACUUUCUGCAUCAUUGACUCGAUAA